AUGAUCAUCAGCCGCCGCGCGGUGCAGCGGUUAGGGCGUUUCGGCCCUGGUCUGAAGGUCAAGGGUUCGAUUCCGGAGGCUGCGCCAGACCCGUGCUCCGUCGAAGCACAGCACCGCGGGGAAGAGGUUCUGCAGUCCGUGUACCACGUGGUCUACAGCGUCAGCUACGGAGUGCCCGUCAUGUACUUCAACGUCUGGAGACGCGACGGCAGCCUGCUUCCUCUGAGUGACGUAUGGUCGCUGAUGCCGGAAUGCCUGCAGGAGCAACUGAAGCAUCUGCGAUGGUCUACCGUCACGCAGCAGGAGCACCCGAUCCAGGGCGUCCCCUACUUCCAGUUGCACCCGUGCAAGACGGCCGAGCUCAUGGAACAGACUCGACCAAAGCACCAGGACGGGAAGCACAGCAAUUACGUGGUCACGUGGCUCAGUUCGGUGGCUCCCGUGGUUGGCCUGGAGUUUCCCGUUCAGUACUCGGCCAUCGCUGCACCGCCGUCCUCCUCCUGACGUCCUGCGGAACUUUGUGACGGACGUCUUCCCGUUACGUUCGCAAAACGGCUUCCCGUUACGUUCUGUACGAAGGGCGUCUUUUCUGGACUGCGAUGCACGAGUCGCACGUACCUGGAGCACAUUGAACGAACGUGCGCUGCUUGCCUUGCCACUUCAGCUGCGAGUGCCAUGGGUCCAACAUCUCUGUUUGUCUUAUUCAGUUGCUUCUUUUUUUCAAUCGCGUCGGAAGCAAUAAUAAAAACAAGAGAAUGCCGUGGUGUGUAAUUUAAA
Rhipicephalus microplus (southern cattle tick) is the source of this 777-nucleotide messenger RNA. RefSeq names its product Autophagy-related 10 (gene Atg10). Gene Ontology annotation, cellular component: cytosol. Gene Ontology annotation, molecular function: Atg12 conjugating enzyme activity. NCBI's taxonomy places the organism in Eukaryota, Metazoa, Arthropoda, Arachnida, Ixodida, Ixodidae. The record is from RefSeq and is a predicted model, not a curated record. Gene Ontology annotation, biological process: autophagy of mitochondrion; autophagosome assembly; protein modification by small protein conjugation.